CACGGUUUUCAGCUUUCCCCUCACGUCAGAGGCGAAGAAAUUCAUGUUUGCUCAACGGGGCGGCGGAGGUUCCCCGCUGCCCCGGGCUGUGGGGAGCGCCACGGGCCUCAAGACACGGGCUGAAGUGGUUGGCAACACAGGCCCGCCCCGCCAAGGGCCGCGGGGACAGGGGGAGGCCGGAGCGAGGCGCCGCUCGCGGGGCGCGGGGUCGGUCUCGGUCUCGGUCUCGGUCUCGGCGCUGCGGCUCCGGCGGGCUCACACGGGCCGCCCGCCCCGCCCCGCCCCGCCCCGCCCCGCCGGAUCCCGACUGCGGCGCCGGGGCUGCCUCCGCCCCGCGCCGGAUCGUCGCUGCCUGGAGCCCGUGAAAGAAGUUGAGAUCUGAGACUUCUCACAUUUUCAUUAGACGGAAUAGCUUCAUCAGAUCAAGAAGACUUUCAAGCGACGCAGCUUAGACAAGAAUUCUAUUUUCUUAACUCCAUCAAAGCCUCUGAGCUACCCAUUUUUAGGAAGAAGGAAGAACAGUCCCAAGCAAUGUCCAGCAGCCCACCCCCACCCUAUCCUGGGGGUCCCUCAGCACCUCUAAUAGAGGAGAAGAAUGGCCCACCCCCUACUUCAGGUGGAAUUGCCUCUGCUGUCAACCAGCCUCAAGGGACACACACACCACCUUCAGAUUUUGGGCCUCCCCCAUAUGAACCUCCACUCCAGCCUGGGUACAUCCCUCCUCACAUGCCCACAGAAGGCUCUGGGCCCUAUAUGUCCCAUGGUUAUUAUCCGCCACCGGGACCUCACCCUUCCAUGGGGUAUUACCCUGGUCCAGAGCACUACCCCUCUCCUGAUGGCCGCACCGCGACUGUUAUUGUACCAUCAGGGGCUGCUACCACCGUCACUGUGUUGCAAGGGGAAAUAUUUCAAGGUGCCCCUGUGCAGACAGUGUGUCCUCACUGCCAGCAGGCCAUUACUACCAAGAUCACGUAUGAAGUAGGGCUCAUGAACUUCCUCCUCGCCUUCUUCUGCUGCUUUGUUGGAUGUGAUGCGGGCUGCUGCUUUCUCCCGUGUCUGAUAGAUGACUUCAAGGACGUGACACACACCUGCCCCAACUGUAAAGCCUACAUCUACACAUACAAACGCAUGUGCUAACAGUGCCCCAGGCAGCCAGCAACAUUGUCACCUCCUCCCUGCUGCCGUACCGACCUAUGCGUGCAGAAUGCUCUAUUCUUUCCCCUUUUGUUGGUGUGUGUGUUUAGUUUCCCUCCAUUUGAAAGAGCUUUGAAUGCCUUUAGAGCUCCGGUGCUCUCACUGACCAUAGGAGCUGCAAGCCCCUGAGAGCUCAUAUGCCGGUAUGAGUGCACAGAGUAGCUAGGCUAGGCUGCACCACAGAGCGCUACGGCACAUGCCUUGCUGUUCCCAGCAGUCUCUCUCGUUCUCACCCUCGUGGCUAUUAUACAGCAAGUUGUAAGUAGGAUUGUGAAUGAGAGGCAUUGUACAGAAGACUUUCCUUCCCUUGUAUAUGCACCCCCCUGGUAGCCACACUCAGUGGUCUGCUCCUACCUCAUCCCUUGGGACCCUCCAGGAAAGUCACUGUUAGUAGCCUCCGUUAAAGGAGACCGUUAUUGUACAAGACAGGUAUCAUUUAACUGGCAGCACAUGCAGCUGCCAUUCUAAAAGGCUCUUGCCCAGUCACUGUCCUUCUGCCACAUGCAGAUAUCUCCUGUAUUUCCUAGCAUCUGUGAAGGUGCCGUGGGGUGUGCCCUCCUCCCUGAGGGGCUGGGAUCGUCUUUAUAUGCUCUGUUCUUGGUCUCUGUGAAAGCAGAGAUGUAAUUUGUUAAGAGUUACAGUUUUAUGCUUUUGAGAUCAUACGUGAAAGGCAAGGACACCUUUGUGUCUGUCUAUCCGUCCAUCCAUGGGUGGGGCCAAGUCUACCACAGGCAGCAUGAUGCCUCUGCAGGCAGCUUCUGUUGAAUACUUGUGGUCUGCUGCCCUGCCAGGCCUUGCUUGUAGGCUGUUUGCUGACUGGCUGUGAGGCAGGCAUGACUUGCUAAAGGCAAAAGUGCUGCCCUCCAUGGGCUAUGCAUGAAAGGGAAGGUUUUAUUUUAGAAACAGUGUUUGCUUAUUUUCUUUACAUCUGUUGCUGAGGAAAGCACAUUUCCUCCUCUAGAGCCUAAUCAGCUCUUUCCUUGCCCUGGGAGGAUGGGAAAAGCAGCAGGUCCACUUACAGAGGGCAGACAGGCCUGGUCAGAGAUGAGGCUUAUUUCUGGUGAAUAGCUUUUGAGUCUUGGAGCCUCUGAGCCCAUUGCUGCAGUGUCUCCUGAGGUUUCAGUCUUCCCUCCAGGGGUGUAGUGGCCCACAUGGUCAUGAAGGGACACAUGGGGCUGGCCCCAGCUGGUGCAUUACAGUGAGAACUAGCUAACCCUGUAUCUGCCAUGUUUUGGGCACAGGGAAAGAUAUAAGCCUUGCUUUGCCCCUUUUAAGGAUCAAACCCUCAGGCACUGUGGCAGAAGUCAGCAGGUACUGGAACUUCAUGCCUGCAAGUGUGGGCUGAGGAGACUUCCUUCUACCCCCACAGAUUUGUACUGCCUGGCUUUGGGAGGGAGCAGCAGCAGCAGGUCUGCUCAAGUCCUGCGUGAUCUAGAACAUAGGGAACAUUUGGCAUUGGGUAUUGCUGAAGGGCAGUGGGGAACCAUCAUGGGGGUUCUGUUUUCUCUGGAUCUCAGCAUUGGAGGCUAGAUGAACACCUUGCUGGGGUCGUUUCACCCCAGUACUCUUUCCUGCCAUGGCAGGGGGUCGGACUUGAUGAUCUACUCAGGUCCCUUCCAACCCUACCAACCAUGAAACUAUAAAGCAUUUCUUCCCCUUUCCUAUCUUGAGUCUAGUGGAGAAUAAAGGAUAAGGUGAGAAGUUCAGAGGAGGUGGGUUUUCGCAUGAUCCCAUUAACUCGGUGGUAUUUGGUAGGAUCAGGCUGUCAAAGACAUUACUGGAGAUUUAGCUGUCUACUGUGAGAUUUUUCCUUUACCUUUAUUCUUCCUCUGUAAACUUUUACCUUAAGUUCAGUGAUGUAGUCUUCAGCCAUUAGCCUUUGCCACCAAGAUCCCUGGUUUCAAAUCUGCAGCCAGUCAUGACUACAGUGGGUGUGAUGAUCUCAUUAGAUGUCUUUGUCUUGUCAAAUCUGUCCACCAGAUUGGCUGUCUUCAGUUAAGAGAACUGUAUUAUAGGAGUAAGGGAUGGGGAGAUGAGUGGACUCCUGAAGAGGCCUCACACUCCCAUCCCAUGAGAGAGCUUGAAUCUUCAUCAUGCUCUGCUCCAGCCAUUCCCAUGGACCCAGAACACGCCUAUUGAAUGUGUCAUGUAUUGCAAAGGAAUGUAUAUGGCUGGCUGCAUACACCAGGUCCCUGUCUUAGUUUUCCCCCUAUGCAUGUGGGUUUGUAUCUCUUACCUUGGGUUUUGUGUUCUAUUGACAUGUAACAUGGGGGGAAAUGGGGGUGGCUGCUUGUGAAUCACCCUCAACCCACCAUAUUUUACCUAGAGACUGAUGUGCCCUCACUUGCCACAAGAUGGCAGUGUGAUGCAGGUAGCAUGUAAUACCUCAGUGCAGCAAGCUAGAAGUUGGUGUUUGUUUUUUAAUUCAUUUUAUUUAAGCAUACUGUUGUUAAAUGGCCAUCAAGUUCUAACUGUAACUUACGUGACAUGAAUUUUCUGCCCUUUGAGCCAAAUUGGGUUUGUGGUAAAACUCUCUGGAGAACCACUGUCCAUGGCUGCAACAUAAUGGGAAGCAAAUGAGCACUAGUUACUCUUUGCUUGCUGUUCUGUGUGUGUGUAAGUGCUGGGAAGAGGGAAUGAAGAUUGAGGGAGAAAACCAGCUGGUGCUGUUGAGAAUGAGGAGCACAAGGUGCUUUAGGGAGUCUCAGCUGACUCCCCCUUUUUCAAUAGCUUCUAUUUCAUUUUAGUCCAGCUGAUGAAGUCCUUCCCUAUUAGUGCAUGGCAUCAAAAUACAAUGUGAACUUCUGCUCUGUGAUCAUUUAUAUCCCACUUGCUAAACUGGGUUGGAUGAAUGAAUGUGGGACUGUUGUCCCCCCUGGACCAGCUGAGACUUCUGGGUCAUGAAUUUUGAAACUGGCCACAGCAAGACCCUGGCUCUCAACUGUUAUAGUUAAAGUGUGAUCUGUAUAGAGUCAAAUAUCCAUUUGACACCAGUGGGCGAUGUUUAAUUCCUUGUGGAUUGAUUUUUCCAGAUGUUUUUCAGGGCUUUGUAUGGUGUCAGGAAUGAAUUAUUUUGCGCUCAGAAAAGCAAACUGUUAAUGCUUUUACAUAAUGUUUGUAUAUAAAUAAAAGACAGACCCUGAUCUCA
Molecule: messenger RNA, 4342 nt
Organism: Alligator mississippiensis (American alligator)
Lineage: Eukaryota; Metazoa; Chordata; Crocodylia; Alligatoridae
Gene: CDIP1
Product: cell death inducing p53 target 1
Exons: 7
Coding region: 532-1137 (201 amino acids)
Biological process (GO): tumor necrosis factor-mediated signaling pathway; intrinsic apoptotic signaling pathway in response to DNA damage by p53 class mediator
Molecular function (GO): zinc ion binding
Source: RefSeq, a predicted model, not a curated record